Molecule: messenger RNA, 1666 nt
Organism: Botrytis cinerea B05.10
Lineage: Eukaryota; Fungi; Ascomycota; Leotiomycetes; Helotiales; Sclerotiniaceae
Exons: 1
Coding region: 392-1636 (414 amino acids)
Biological process (GO): folic acid-containing compound biosynthetic process
Cellular component (GO): cytoplasm; cytosol; mitochondrion
Molecular function (GO): dihydrofolate synthase activity; tetrahydrofolylpolyglutamate synthase activity; ATP binding
Source: RefSeq, a predicted model, not a curated record
GGUCGUCCAAAAUUAUUACCCGUGGACAUCCAUGACAAUGACAAUGGGACUUGCAUACAUUGGGUUACUGCACAAUGUUUAUCGAUAACAGAAGACCAGACCAAUUCCAAGCUCAAGCUCAAGCUUUUCACAUUCAAACUUGUCAAUACUGGAGAUCCGGUACGUGAAGCUCUCAUUAGCUUGAGCGAUCUACUGAUAUCGCGCGAUUGACUCACAUUUCAUAUGAUGCGACGACAGCAACAAAGUAUGUAUAUGUAUUCUAGAACAACUACUUUGGCAAUGUCUAUUUUUACUUGAAAGAAAUAGUCACCUCUACCACCUAGCUUACAUUGUCACAAAGUCUUUUUGGAAACGCCCUUUUGAACCAAUCGCUGCAUUCUCCAUCCUCAUCAUGAUUGAGCUUGGCUUAAAUCGCAUCAGCCGUCUUUUGAGGCAUACUCCUCAACCUUGGAAAGCCAUUCAUGUUGCAGGUACCAACGGAAAAGGCUCAAUAUGUGCCUACUUGUCUGCCAUGCUGCAUGCCAGUGGUGUGCGUUGUGGCAGAUUUACAUCACCUCAUUUAAUUGAUAGGUGGGAUUGCAUUACUAUCGAUGAACAGCCAGUUCGAGAAUCGAUCUUCCGCGAAGCUGAAGCUCUAGUGGUAAAGAGAAACCAAGCAGAGAAUCUCCAAGCAUCCGAAUUCGAAUUACUCACGGCCACGGCAUUCGAAGUAUUUUAUAAAGAGAAAGUAGAGAUGGGAGUAAUCGAAGUUGGUCUGGGAGGACGAUUAGAUGCAACAAAUACUAUGGAAAAUAAAGCGGUCACAAUAAUCUCCAAGAUUGGUCUAGACCAUCAAUCAUUCUUAGGAAAUACAAUUGAAGAAAUAGCUCGAGAAAAAGCCGGAAUUAUGAGACCUGGUGUUCCAUGUGUUUUGGAUAGGAGCAAUAUAUCUUCGGUGCGGGAUGUCGUCUCAAAUUAUGCCAAAGAAAUUGGAACAGACGUGGUUAUUAGUUCUACUGAAUCGGCAUUUUUGGACGAGAUCAAAGGACAAGAUCUCGAACCACAUCAAUUGGAAAAUCUAGCUUGCGCAUACACAGCAUUUCAUUUAGCAUAUACUAAAUUGGAAUCUCCUCUACAUCGACUACUACCGGCCAUACAAAAUAUACAUUGGCCCGGUAGGCUGCAAACUACUGAUGUUAGAGCUGUGACAGGUCGAAAAGAACCCAUACUACUCGAUGGCGCGCACAAUGUUCAAUCCGCAGAAGUUCUUGGCUCAUAUGUCAAUGGAAAGCUUCGAGUAAAAUCAAACAAAGUGACCUGGGUAUUGGCUGCAUCCCAAGGGAAAGAGCUCGAUGGAAUUAUGAAAGAGAUUUUAAGAGAAGGGGACUGUGUAGCAGCAGUCCAGUUCGGACCAGUAGAUGGAAUGCCAUGGGUUCAAGCUAUGGAUACAGAAGAUAUACUACAUGCAGCUUCUACAGCUGGUGUUUCUCCCACUUGCCUGCAUGAUUCAGCAGCGGAUAUUUCUGGAGCACUAAGGUGGGCAGCCACUGUUGCCCAAGGUGGUCCUAUCGUUGUGGCAGGUAGUCUUUAUUUAGUUUCAGAUGUACUACGACUGCUAAGGGAUGCCGAAAUGGUAAAAAGUUCAUUGCUAGAUUAGACCAACUAAGCUUUCAAUAUGAAUGAUUCA